AUGAAGUUCCUCGCUGUCCUCGCCCUAGCAGCUGUCGUCGCCGCCCUUCCAACAGAUGAUUGGAAUGCCUGGGGCAAGUGCGAGACAAAGACUGAAGUACAAUAUGUCACUGUAACCAAAGUGCCAGAGAAAGUUGUCGACUACAAGACUGUCACUGAUUAUAAAACUGUCACCGAUUACAAGACUGUUACCCAAACCAAAGAGGUCGAAAAAUAUGUUACUCAGACACAAACGAAGGAAGUCGAAAAAUAUGUCACCAAGGAAGUGGAAAAGCCCGUCACUAAGGAAGUGACAAAAACAGAAUACAAAACAAGCUAUGUCACUCCAGCUCCCGUUGUAAACGAAAAAACUAUCACAAAGGAAGUGUAUAUCACCAAGGAUUGCGGAUGGAAGAGCUGGUAA
Messenger RNA from Lithohypha guttulata, 402 nucleotides. RefSeq lists its product as uncharacterized. The transcript has a single exon. The coding region runs from base 1 to 402 and encodes 133 amino acids. Lineage: Eukaryota; Fungi; Ascomycota; Eurotiomycetes; Chaetothyriales; Trichomeriaceae. The record is from RefSeq and is a predicted model, not a curated record.